CGCAUAUGCGCUGCACGGCGAAUAGCGUAACAAUGAAGAAAGUGAGGCGCCGAGCGAGGCUUUGUGAUUUGAGCUAGCUACGAAAACUCGAGCUAAGUACGCCGUUGGUUAAAGCUUAUCUGGUGCAGUCAUGCCACAAGAGCACCUUCCCACAGCCCUCAUAGUAACGGCUUUUUUAACGCUUCUUAAAUGCGUACAUGUCGAAUACCCAGGUAUUGUAUUCGUGACUCCUGAUAUUAGAAAGUUUGUAGGCACAAGAGAACCAAUAUGGACGCUCUUCGAGACAGGAGGCAGUCGUGUAGAAUGCAAGGUGGACGUAACGCUCGCUAUGAAUGACAGAACGGUUUUAUUCAGAAGGCUGUACAUCUAUGGAGGAAAGAAAUAUGCUGACAAUCAAUGGGGAGUCCUUGACAACGUCUACAAAGAGAGGAUGCGCAUUUGGCCUGAAGGCCCAACCUUUUACCAGAUUGAGCAGGUGACCUUUAUGUCUCGUGACUACAGCUGCGCAGUGGUUAUGACGACGUUGAUUGGUACACAUGUCGUCAUCGCUCCCAUCCGCUGGUACGAACUUCGUGUGCGAAAUUCUUCCCUUGUCACGGGACCUCGCCUAGAGUGUUUGCGGGAAUUCAAGAAUGUGCUGUACCCGAGGCGCCUUGUUUACUCGCCGGACUGCCAGAGAAUUCUUGCCUAUGCCCCACUGGCGGACAUGCAAUCUAAAUGAAUAAAACAAUGUGGCCAAUGAAUAAAGAAAGCAGGCAU
Molecule: messenger RNA, 759 nt
Organism: Rhipicephalus sanguineus (brown dog tick)
Lineage: Eukaryota; Metazoa; Arthropoda; Arachnida; Ixodida; Ixodidae
Exons: 5
Coding region: 131-721 (196 amino acids)
Source: RefSeq, a predicted model, not a curated record